Messenger RNA from Medioppia subpectinata, 501 nucleotides. Lineage: Eukaryota; Metazoa; Arthropoda; Arachnida; Sarcoptiformes; Oppiidae. The record is from the annotation of a GenBank genome assembly.
AUGGCCAAUUGUGUGGACCCGAGUAUUCGGUCUUUAUUUAAUGUGAAGGACGAGAAGGCCGCGUGUGGGGUCGGCUUCAUUGUGUCCAUCGAUGGCAUAGCAUCUCAUAAACUAUUGAUGAACGCCAAGACACUGAGCGCACGUAUGGAGCACAGGGGCGCCUGUAGUUGUGAUAAUAGCACUGGUGAUGGGGCCGGAGUUCUCGCAUCCAUUCCGCAUCAAUUCUAUGCCAAAAAGAUUAAGGAUAGCAAAGGCAUUGAUCUUCCGGUCGCCGGCAAAUACGCGACGGGUAUCCUAUUCUUGGACCCAAUCACUCACAUUCAGGCCGAAGAACUGUUUGAAGUGUUGGCCGCAGAGAACGAGCUGAAAGUGCUUUGUUGGAGAGAUGUGCCCACAGACUCCAACUGUAUCGGCGAAGUGGCCAAAAGUAAUGAACCGCUUAUGAAACAAGUGUUUGUUGUGCCAAAUGAUGACAUCGACGACAAUGAAUUCAAAAGAAAA